Messenger RNA from Penicillium verhagenii, 1215 nucleotides. Its product is annotated as O-methyltransferase. The transcript has 4 exons. NCBI's taxonomy places the organism in Eukaryota, Fungi, Ascomycota, Eurotiomycetes, Eurotiales, Aspergillaceae. Gene Ontology annotation, molecular function: O-methyltransferase activity. The coding region runs from base 1 to 1215 and encodes 404 amino acids. The record is from RefSeq and is a predicted model, not a curated record.
AUGGCUGAGAGUCUUGCCGAUCUGACAGCUGCUAUCAAUGGAGCCCUGUUAAAGAUAUCUCCAACUGACGAUAUUCCGGACCCGACGCGGUUCCAGCUCCUCGACGCAUUGGAAAAACUGCGUGGGGCCGUCGAAUCACCUAUCCAGUGGCUUCUGAACAUGUGCUGGGCGCCCAUUCCGAGCUUGCCCCAGGCCCAUCCCCUAGUUACGAUCCGAAUUGCGAUUGGGAUGGGAGUUUUUGAUGCGUUUGCUGCUGCCGGCGGUGCUGAGUUGACUGUUGACGAGUUGAACGAAAAGACCAAGGGCGAUAAAGACCUGCUGGUGCGGAUCAUGCGGCUCCUGAGCGCCAAUCGCCUCUUCAGCGAAACUGGAGUUGACAAAUACCAACCUCAGGCCUUAGCGCUAGGGUUUGCGACUGGCACUCCGCCUUGUGAGGUGAUCAAAAACUUCCAUAUGAUCUUACGGGCCACGGCGCAUAGCCACGAAUUCUUAGAAGCAAGAGGGUACCAGAACCCGGAUAACGCCUACGAUACCCCGUUCCAGAGGGCGUACGAUACCAAAUUGCACCACUUUGAGUGGCUGGCGCAGCACCCGGACGAGCAGCAUGCCUUUAAUAUGGUGAUGGAGACCGGCAACCGGGCGGUGGAGGGCGAGCAGUGGUACGACAUCUACCCCUGGGAGGAGCGACUGGCUAGUGACACAGACCGUGUGCUGCUGGUUGAUAUUGGUGGUGGUAAGGGUCAUGAUCUUAUGCGCUUUAAGGAGAAGAAGAAUCCCACCGGCCGCCUAGUUGUACAGGAUCUGCCUGAGGUUAUCCGUGAUAUCCAGGCCCCGCUUGCCCAGGGUAUUGAGACCCAGAGUUACAGCAUGUUCGACCCACAGCCCAUCCGCGGCGCCAAGGCCUACUAUAUGCGCACUGUGCUGCAUGAUUGGCCUGACAGGCAGGCCCUGCAGGCCCUGCAGCGCAUCCGGGAGGCGAUGGCUGAAGAUUCCGUGCUGUUGAUCAACGAGAAUACUAUUCCCGAGAUCAGCGUUCCCCGAUUCAAUGCCAGCGUCGAUCUCAUCAUGAUGACCAUGUUCUCGUCCCUGGAGCGUACAGAAAAGCAGUGGCUGAGUCUUCUGGAGCGCGCCCAUUUCAAGGUCGUCAAGGUAUGGCGGGCGGAUAACCAGGGGGUUGGAUCUAAUGCCUUGUUUGAGGCUGUUCCGUCUAAAUAG